Messenger RNA from Nymphalis io (European peacock), 5083 nucleotides. It is a transcript of the gene Set8, whose product is annotated as histone-lysine N-methyltransferase PR-Set7. Bases 309 to 1244 code for a protein of 311 amino acids. Lineage: Eukaryota; Metazoa; Arthropoda; Insecta; Lepidoptera; Nymphalidae. Gene Ontology annotation, molecular function: histone H4K20 methyltransferase activity; protein binding. The transcript has 6 exons. The record is from RefSeq and is a predicted model, not a curated record.
AAAAGAAGUAUCAAUUUUGACAAUAGAAAGCAAUGUUUAACCGAUUUUAACUAAUUUUAGCAAGUGAAUAAUUUAUAAAAUACGCCAAAGAGUCCUAUCUUAAAUAUACAAUAUUUUUUGUUAUGUGUCAUAAAUAGAUAAAGUAAUUUUAGAUGUUCAAAAUAAAUUCUUCUAAUAUGACAAGGUCUAUUACAAAACAUUUGUAAUUCGAAUCUAUAUGAUCUGUCUAGUUUUGUUUGUAUGGGGUUAAGUAUACUUUCGAUGGUGUUUUUGGAUUAUGAAACUGUGAUUUUCAAGUUCAAGUGGAAAUGGUUCGAGUUAAUAGCUUAAUGGCCACCCAAGAAGGUGUAAAAACACCUCAUAGGAUUGAAUUGUGUGAAGAGAAACAAGUUAAACCACCAAAAAAUUACAGAAAACGCAGACUUAUUGUUACUGCACCUCUUAAGACUGAAAAUGAAGAAUUAAACUCUGAACCUCUCAUAAAGAAGACAGACUUAAAGUCAAAACCAUUAAAGGCUUCCAAUGGUAUUAUUACAAAUAUGACAAAUGGCAAUUCAGCACGCUCACGAGCGGCCAGAGCAGCAGCCCGUUCUGCAGAUAGCCACAAACUCACAGAGUACUUUAAAGAGGAACUUAAAAGUCCUAAAGUAGAACAACUUCCACCUUCAUCUCCAUUAGGAAAAAAUAUAAAAACUGACCAUAAAUCAAAUGGAGAUACCAACCACAAGCUCACAGAGUACUUUCCCGUAAGAAGGAGUGUGAGAAAAACAUCGAAAUGUGUAAUGGCCGAAAAGAUGAGAGAUCUGGAGAGAGCAAUAAGAGAGCAAAGGGAAGAUGGUCUUCAGGUUGCGUCUUUCGACGGUAAAGGUCGCGGUGUGAUCGCAACUCGUCCGUUCGGACGCGGUCAGUUCGUGGUGGAGUACUCGGGAGAAUUAGUAGGAGUUGCAGAGGCUCGCGAGAGGGAACGCAAGUACGCUCUGGAUCCGAGCGCCGGCUGCUAUAUGUAUUACUUUCGACUUCAAGACCAACAGUAUUGUAUCGACGCGACGGCCGAAACGGGUCGGCUCGGUCGGCUGGUGAACCACUCCCGGAAUGGUAACCUGCUGACCAAGGCGCUGUGGGUGGACGGGCCGCGCCUCGUGCUGCUCGCCGCGCACGACAUCGCGCCGGGCGACGAGCUCACCUACGACUACGGCGACCGCUCCAAGGAGUCGUUGCGGCACCAUCCCUGGCUGGCUCUUUGACCUGGGACUGUAUCCAGAAGUCUUAGUUGGACUAAAAAUAAAUAUUUAUUGAUUUAAUUUAGAUAAUAUAAAGUUUGUUAUAGAAGUCUUGUUUAAGAUCGCAUACCGCUGUAUUGUUAAGUAGUGAGCUGAGUGGCCUAAACACAAGUUAUGUCUUAAUGGCGUAUACGCCUCUCGUGCGCCAAAACUACCUUCUGCCAACUGAAAUUGUAUAUAUCGUAUUUAUAUAUACAUUUUGUAAUAAUUAUGUCAUAAUAUACCUUUAAAUUGUGUCUUCAAAAUAAUAUACAAGUUAUGUAACGGUCAAGUCUCGCAUGAUGUGCAUUGAUCUUCAGUAUAUAACACAAAAAUGCUACUUAUGUAGUUAAUAAAUUUUUUAGCCAAUUGUGCCUGUUUUGUAAGGCAGAGUCAAUUGCUCAAUUAAAAUGUUUUUUUUUGUCACUGAUAUAUUUGUAAUCAUUGAAAAAAUUUAAUAGCAUGUGUAUUUUUGUUUAUUGAAAAGUUUUAUAAUUCAUUUCAUCAUCUUACAUUACAUAUCUAUUGAGAAUUAUGAUGCAUUUCAUUGUGUUAGACGAUAGCUAUCUGUUUUGUUUAGCUAUUUAGUUAAUUUAAAAAUAAAUUAUAUUAUAUGAACAUUAUUUAAAUCCUUCUUUUAUUAUUUUAAAGUCAAGGAAAUACAAAGUCAAUUGUUCUAUGAAAGUUGGACAAUAUUCAUUUAUUGAUUGGAGCAUAUAACAUUAAUAAUUAACAUAAUAUUUAACAUGUUUAUAUGUUUGUAAAUUACAUUGACACGAUGAAAUAAUUUAACAUCAGCUCAUGCUAGUUAUAAACAAAUAUGGACUACAGAAAUGGAAUUUAGUAAGUUAGUAAUGAGCUUUUGCAAUAUUAGCUUAGAAGCCAUUGUACCGAGUUGACUCUGCCCUUUUAUUGGUACUGCAUAAGAGCACACUGCGUAAUGCGUCUGUAUCAGGUAUAUAUAUAAUAUUAAUUAUGCGUUCAAAUUUAGCAUUAAAAUUGUCGGAAGUAAUUGUUCAAAAUAAGGAAUAUUUCAUAUUGAGAUCUAAAGAUGCAAUUUGAGACAUGUGUGAACUGUAAAGAAUAUGAGUUAAGAAAAAUAAAAAAUAUGUAAUAUCAGUAUUGUAUGUAUUUCCUUUAAUUUUCACUUUUGUAAUAUUAAUAUAGACGAAAUGAAAUUUGUAUAAAAAUUAUAAUGUAAUCGUAACCUUUGGAUAGUAAUCACAUCAUUGAAAGUUUUAUGUUCAAUUUUUUAUUGUUUUUAUUAUCAUAUAAAAAAAAAUUCUGUUAGAAUUCUUAUAACGGUUCAUAAUAAGUGAUUUAAACAUUUAGAAAGGUACAAAUAAUUUCAUACGUCAACCGUUAGUGUCUAAUACGAUGAUCAAAGUAAGAUUACCUAAUCAUAGUAAACACUGAACACGCAUUGGUCACAGCUCGACUGCUAACGACCAAUGACGAUUCAGAUCGGAUUAUAUAAUCUGAAUUUGGUUAGCGUUUCAGAAACUAACUGCCUUCCUAAUAAACGUUGUUUGGUGGGUGAUUAGUUAACAAUACUGUUUUCUUCUUUCGAAUGUCGAAUCAAUAAUGAGAGAAAGAGACAAAACCGUGUUAAACUAAACAAUCGCCAAGCAACGCUUAUAAGUAAGAACGUAGAGAUUUAACAAUAUAUAUAAGAAGUAGAAACAUUUUGAAUUUUUUUUUUAAACAUUCAGAUAACAUUUGUUUAAUGAAGUACAGAGUUAUGAAAUAUGCGAAAUGUAUUUUUAUAACAUAUUGAUGAAUUAAAAUAUCAAUGCCUUCAUUUCUGCACUCUAGUAUAAGUUAUAAUACACAUAUUAAAACAAAUGAACUAAUUAUUAUUGUUGUAUUUAUAUUUUUUUAUUUUUCAGGUAUUAUAUAAUUGUUACAAAUGUAAGGACUUUAUUACUGAAAUAUUGUCAAGACACAAACUCUCGAAUAGUUUACGUAUUUAUCACUAGCUUAGAACUAUUUCUUAAGUAAAUUAACUUAAUUAUGUGAACGAAACGAGGUUGUAAGUGUUGUUUAUUAAAAAGAACAUUUACGAAGCCUGUUGAGUAAAUUAGCAUUUGAAUAUUUUAAUUAUUAUUAUUUUUUUAGUUUUAUGUCGAAAUUGUGAAAUAUGUUAAGUAUUUUUUUUAUUGCUUUUGUAAUGAACAAAUACCCACCGGAAUAAGAUCUAUGUCGGUUGUAAUUAAAGGGUGUUCCGCAAAAAGUAAGAUAGAUAAGUUUAACUUUAAAAAAUAUCUAGCUUAAAGAAUGUACAUUCAGAAAUGGUCGCCCUUUUCUCUACGCAAAAUAUUCUGGAUGGUUUUUGUUAUUAUCGAUAAGAAUAAAAAUGUAAUAACGUCCCUUAUUAGUGUUGUAACAAUCGCUCUGAUUAGUUGGAAGGUCCGUUCAUAGUGGUUUUAUAAAAUUAAUUUCAAAUGAACGUUUUCAGUCACAAGACUUGCAUUAGUUGAUUCUUGAUAAGCGUUUGUGAUAGAGGCUGCAACUUUUGUCUUAAGAGAUAUGUUGUCCCAGACUAUGAAAGCAACGGAUAUGUAAACAUAAUCAAAGCAUUCGAAUGGUCUUAUUAUAAAAGUAUUGAUCAAUUUAUAGACUGGGAUUACAUAGCCAUUGUACCCUAGAAUAAUUUUUAAUACAAACAAUUUUUAUAAUUAAUAAAGCUAUUAUGGCCGGUGAAAUAAAAUAUUCACUAAACGAUUAAUUCAAUUGUAUUUCGGAAUAAGUGUUGAUAUAUUACGAAAGGUUGCGGAUUUGUCAGUCGUUGAAAAUGUUUGCUAUUUAGAAUAAGGACCCUCGACUAAAACUCUGUUUCUUCCUUUAUUAAUUUUAAGCCAAAAAAUAACGACUGAUAGAUCUUUUAGUUAUUAAAAAACUUGUACCAAACAUACUAUUGGUUGAUUUUUUUUUAUAUAAUAAUAUAUAAAUAAUGCUGCUGGAUUGAUAUUCAAUUUAUAUCUCAGUUUCAUUGUUGAAACAAUUACAUAAAUAGAAGGUUUAUUAUAUUGUCACUCUUGUUUCUCUAAAUUAAUCCAUUUUAAGACUGAAUUUUUGGCAUUUAAAUGUUACACUCUCACUUACAUAUUUUGUUGUAUUGAUUUGAAAAUUUUCUAUUUAUAUUUGUUAGUUUAAAAAAAAAAAUCCAGCAACAUUAUCGCUAUAAAUAACAUUGCUUUUUGUAGUUCCUAUACUCAUUUAAUAAUAACGCCUUUUGUGAUUAACUAACCUUAUUACUAUUAUAAUACUGCCUUGGAUGAAAGGCUAUAUUUUAUUAAUGAUCCGAGGUGAAUCAUUGUAAUACUUAAAUUUUGUUCAAUUGCAUAAGUGAUAAACUUAUUAUGUAAUGUAAUUUAAAAUAUUAGACUAAUGUUAAUUAAAUAGAAUAAUAUAUUUUGGAAAUCCUAGUUUCGUACUUUGUUUAGUUAAAAACUAUUUGUAUGAUGAUUUUAGCAUUGUAAUGCUUAUAAAGUUAGUGCUGGCUUUUAAAUAUUAAAUUUUAUAGUACUUUUAAAGCCACUUCGUUAAAUGAUCAAAAGGUCUUAAGUGAACGCACCACUCCAAACGAUUUCGAAUACUAUUUUAAUACCCUUACAAUUGAUUUUUCCACAGGGUGAAUGGAGCUUUAGGACUUAUUUAUAUAAUUUAAACAAAUCCUACUUCCAUAUUACAUAUAAAAACUUUGUUUGAAAAGAAAUUUAAUAUUAAAUGAAAUCGAAUAAAUUGUAGCUUAUAAAUAAAAUAUAGAAAAUAUUUUUCCUUUAGUUUUAUUUCUGUUCUAUGAAAAAUUUAACACGGGUCCG